Bacidia gigantensis is the source of this 528-nucleotide messenger RNA. RefSeq lists its product as uncharacterized. Gene Ontology annotation, molecular function: glutathione peroxidase activity. NCBI's taxonomy places the organism in Eukaryota, Fungi, Ascomycota, Lecanoromycetes, Lecanorales, Ramalinaceae. The record is from RefSeq and is a predicted model, not a curated record. Gene Ontology annotation, biological process: response to oxidative stress. The transcript has 3 exons. The coding region runs from base 1 to 528 and encodes 175 amino acids.
AUGGCAUCAGCGACAUCUUUCUACGAUUUCAAACCCAAAGAUAAGAAGGGCACACCCUACGAUCUCUCCACCCUCAACAACAAAGUCGUCCUUAUAGUCAACACAGCCUCGAAAUGUGGCUUCACGCCACAGUUUGAAGGCCUAGAGAAGCUCUACAAGAAGGUUGGCAAAGAGGGGGACUUCAAAGAUCAAUUCGUCAUACUGGGAUUUCCAUGCAACCAGUUCAUGAGCCAAGAUCCAGGCGAUAACGACACCAUUCAAUCCUUCUGCCUGACCAACUACGGCGUGUCCUUCCCUGUCCUCGGAAAGACCGACGUGAACGGUGACAACGCUGAACCUCUAUUCGAGUGGCUGAAGUCCGAAAAACCAGGCAUAAUGGGUUUGAAGAGGGUGAAGUGGAACUUUGAGAAAUGGCUUGUUGGAAGAGACGGAAAGGUAAAGGGGCGAUGGAGCAGUAGCACAAAGCCCGAGAGUCUCGAGGGCGAUAUCGUGAAGGCCUUGAAGGAAGGUGGGAAGAGCGAAUUGUAG